Molecule: messenger RNA, 3555 nt
Organism: Durusdinium trenchii
Lineage: Eukaryota; Dinophyceae; Suessiales; Symbiodiniaceae
Source: the annotation of a GenBank genome assembly
UAUAUAUAUAUACAUGUACAUAUACAUAUAACAAGCAUUUUCAUGUGGAGCCUGGCAAUCCAGAGAAACUGUACACACUUGUUGCUCUAUUUAUUUUCUCUUUCCACGCUUGAAAACUAACUACGUGUUGUGCCUGCGUGCCCACUGUUUUCUUCCCGCGCUGCAAUAUUUUUUCGCCCCGCACGCUGGUUUCUUGGCUUUUCAGGAAACAAUGUGACAGGCGCUCCAACCGGAGAUGGGUUGCUUCAGACUGCGGCUGUGACCACGGUGGUCGUGGUCCCACGAUCGCUUACAGUCAUGUUGAAGUGCAGAUUUCAUGGCAAAUGUGCGGGCCUCCAGAUCUGUAGUGUCUAGAACUCUGGACCUACACUUGACUACAUGUGAGGCCUCACAGAGCUCUUGAUAUUUCUAGAUCUCAAGACAUCUCUCUCAAUGAACAGAUUGUCGUAGAGCCCUCUCACUGAGCCGUUUCAGCUUCGUGAAAAUGGUGGGACCAACAACCAGGAUCUAAUGGCCUAAUUGUUACUGGGGAACGCCCUUCGUCAUUGUGAUGCCGUCGGCCAUGCUCAAUCCUACGAUGGGGGUGAGAUGCAUCUGACUUUUGGGUUUGCACCUUCAGCAACGGCCAUGUGGACAAACUUUGACAUAGAGGGCGGCGCAUCUUUUUCAUUCGUUUUCCUUUGCCGGAUUCUCCCACAGUGUAAGAUUGAUGAGUUUGUUCAACCUGGACGUGUUUGGAGUUUCUGCCACUCUGGCUAGGACGUCCUAGCGGUCCUAGCACCCUUUGCCCUAGCACCUUGUGCUCACUGGAGGUUCUGCUUCUCAGCAAUUCUGUUCUUUUAGUGCGCUGGGACGGGCGUUGCCCCAUUCGCCCGGCGCUCUUGGCUCUGAGAGAGGACCGAUUUGCGACGUUUUCUUUUCCAGUAAUGAGUUGGAGGUGGUGCUGAUUCAACUCCUAAAACUUUGCCAUGCAAUCUGCAAAGCUUUAGAGGCCUCUCGUGCGCAAAAGGCCAAUUUGCCUUCUUUCGACCAUAUACAGGACAAGGCAGCCGUUUGAAGUCUUGUUCGCCGUGUCAACCAAUUUCUGUGACGGUGGGAAGUUCCCGUUCACGCCGGACUUUGGGAUCUUUGGAACUCCCAACAUGGUUCCCACACAUGGCCAAUGAGUCGCUCACUACCAGAAAAGUCCAGAAAAAGCGGAACUCGGAACCCACUGGCUGGGAGCUCUUUGGUGUACAAGGUUAACGAACUUCCUGUUAACGUCCGAGACAUCUCAGCCUGCUUUGAUACAAGACGUAAGUCCGAGUGAAAAAGUGAUUUGACUCCUGUGGCUGGGCUCGGCCAGGUGUCUGUCACUGGCUCGUCCAUGAGACUGCGCGCCGUGGCAGGUGGCGCCAGAAGGAAGGUGCGACAGUGCGACCCUGAAGAAAGCUUAAACUUUAAACAACUAGAGGAGCCCAACAGACUCAUGUAUUUUGUGUUUUUCAGUCGAGCGGAACUCACGCUGACGAAGGGUUAUAUGUAUAUAUAUAGUCAUAAUGACCACAACCCUGCAGAGACGCAUUACAAGAUGCAGCAAUCUGACAGAGUGAAAAGAUGCGUUUGCUUGAGCUUAAGAGUUUGAAGCGAUGACAUGAAUUGCAGAGUGGAGGUGUGUGGAAGGACUAUGGUUUUGUCAGAAAGAGACAGAGAGUUUGAAGUUUGAAGUCAAGUGAGUCGACUCAAAUCCUUUCCAUCCGAUCCUUGAAGUUGCGACCAAUGCCGCAGCUCUUUGGGAGCUUCAAAACGCCGGAGCAUCGGUCAUCGCCCGCGCCGACGCUUGCUGCGGCUUGCCCAUGGCCGCCAAUCCGAUUCUGUGGUUCCAAAAACAAAGGGUCCAUGCUCCUAUCGUGCGACAACCAGUAGCAAAGCUUCUACCUACCGUCAAGCAGAUUGAAAGAAUGAGAAAGACAGAGAAGGAGGCACGAAACCAGUAUUUUCUGGCAGUUUACAUUGUGAUUCUAGCCGUAACCACACUGCUUGGGACGGCUGUCAUGGUCGUCGGACCGAAAUGUCGGCAGUGGUGGCGAUCCUGCUGGCGAUCGCAUAUGUAUGAACGACUUAGAGUGAGUUUUCGGGAAAGCCGCCGCGAGGUUUAUUCGAGGGUGAGCCCCGAGGACGAAGGAGACGACCAAGGUGACGAGGAGUGUCCUGAGAGUUGUGAACGCGCCGUGCAUGUGACAACGCAGCGGCUUUGGACCGCUGGGGCCUUUGCAUGCACCGCAAUCGCCUGCACAGCCACCUGCAUUUACUCUUUGCAGUCCGACCGGCUAGACAAGAAUAGCGGCCUGGACUGGGAGCUGUACGUGGGUCUCAUGCUUGGAGGAGCACUAUGUUUGCUUUCGCAAGCAGUGUUGGCGGUACUUCUGUUGCCCAAGGACCUCAGCUUCCCAGUGACCGCCUUUGCCGAAUCCGCAUUUGUGUACUUAAUGCCCUUUGUAUCGGAUGGUUUUGAUACUUUGAAGGACAUUAUUUUUUCAUGUCUUUGUGUGCAAUCAGACCACCUCCUCUUAAAGGGCAUUGGUGUGGCUAGCUGGAUUUACCUAAUGGUAAUCCAUGGGAUCUUGAUCAUGCAAGACAAUACCCUGGCCGAAUUGGCUGGGUGCUAUCUCCCUGCGUUGAUGGCGCUCCCUGCAGACCCCGCAUCAGAAGAUUCAAUUAGUUCAUGUUGUCCGGGCCUGUCUUGUCAGCACCUUUCUGACAUGUUCUGCCAACUUCUUUAUAAACAAGUAACCCCCACGAAGAGGGAGUUGCUUUUAUGGGAGAAUGUGCCCCAAGGGGUGGCCGCGAUCUUCUUCCUCUACUUCGAGGGCGGGUCCUUGUUUGUUGGGGUGAUCAACCUGGCCAUCCCAGUUGGGCAGGUUCUUGCUACCUUUGUUUUUUUUAGACCGCUGCGAAAUCUCGUUGCUCCACAGUUCGGAAAGAAGCUGUCCGGCUUCUUGUCCAAGCCAGACUUUUUAAGGGCACAGCUCCUGUGGGAAGAGGCUGGCAUGGUGGGUGGGGGCUAGCAUUGGUCGGGAGUUGGCGGUCGUGGGAGCCCCCAACAAUUUUCGAUCGCAAUUGUAGGAAUCUUCUACAUUCUUUUGAACACCGAUCUUCAGCAAGGCUUUGCGCUUCGAAUGAACUUGGAUGUGCGUUCUUGGACGUAGGUUUGUCUUAUAUAGAUCCUUUUUUUUGAACCCACUUGAUUCGUACACACUUUGACCUCUUCCUGACGUUUGUCUCUUUGCUUCUGCAGUGAAAAGUAAUGUCUCGGCAGAAGAUGAGGUGACAUCGGACACCUUUCAAGGUCAGAAGUGCAAAAUGCAGUCCAGCAACAUUACAUGUUAUGUUUGCAGCUGGGACAAAACCACUGAAGAGUAAGAGAGAGGGCAAACAUUCCCCAACCCCUGGUCGACUUUUUCAUUUGUGGCUCCAACUGGCCCAACUAGCUGUUAUUAUUGUUUCUACUACUACUACUACUACCACCACUACUACCACUACUACCACUACUACCACUACUACCACUACUACCGC